GCGCAUGCUUAGCAGAGGCGGAAGCGCUCUGUGCAUCAGGCGUCCAGUGUAGUUUCAGUGCUCCAGUCUCUGACACACAGACAUGGUCUGUCCUCGUUAGCCGCUGUGUGUGUGAGUGUGUGUCUGUUUGUGUGUGUUCGUGUUGGACGUUCAUCUGGCUGGUAUCGUCGCCGUAAUAUUUGGAACAGCCCGACUACAAUGAUGCGUUUCAUGCUGCUGUUCAGUCGGCAGGGAAAGCUGCGCCUGCAGAAGUGGUACACGGCAACCGCCGAGCGAGACAAGAAGAAGAUGGUGAGGGAGCUGAUGCAGAUCGUCCUGGCUCGCAAACCAAAGAUGUGCAGCUUCCUGGAGUGGAGGGACCUCAAGAUCGUCUAUAAACGGUACGCCAGCCUGUAUUUCUGUUGUGCGAUCGAGGAGCAGGACAACGAGCUGAUCACUCUAGAGGUGAUCCAUCGCUUUGUGGAGCUGCUGGAUAAAUACUUUGGCAGCGUGUGUGAGCUGGACAUCAUCUUUAACUUUGAGAAAGCCUACUUCAUACUCGACGAGUUCCUGAUGGGAGGAGAGAUCCAGGACACGUCCAAGAAGAGCGUCCUCAAAGCCAUCGAACAAGCAGACCUGCUGCAGGAGGAGGACGAGUCCCCCCGCAGUGUGCUGGAGGAGAUGGGUUUGGCGUAGCUCCCAGCAGCGACAGGUUUCUGACAGACUGUGGACACUGAGGGGGCGGGGCCAGACGAGAGGGGGAAUAACAGGACUGGAUCUGGACUCACAGGGCUGGUUCUGCAUCUCUGUUGGCUGAAGGGGAAGAGACUCAGUUAAGAACAGAAGAUCCUUACACUGACAAGCCCUUUAGCUCUCUCUCUGUGUGUGUGUGUGUGUGUGUGUGUGUGUGUGUGUGUGUGUGUGUGUGUGUGUGUGUGUGUGUGUGUGUGUGUGUGUGUGUGUGUGUGUGUGUGUGUGUGUGUGUGUGUGUGUGUGUGUGCGUGUGCACGCCUGUGUGCAUGUGUGUGUAUGUGUGGUCUGAGCAUGAGGGGUUGUGUGUUUUUAAAGGGUGAGUCCAGCGUUGCUUUUCAGACAGAUAAAGGAGAAUCAGGAGGUGGAUCAGGUCUUGGAGUGGACGGGGACCUGCUCGGGGAUCUGGGGACAAACUGUCUGACGUCAUUCUAUAUUUAUUUCUAUUUCUGCGCGUUGAACGAAGAGACGAAAGUGACCACACGUUUAUCUGUCUCUGGUCACAAAUAUUUAGAGACAGCUCACAGAUAGAUAGUUUCAUAUUUAAUAACGUAAUACUGCAUCUGUCGGGGACUAUUUCCAGCGGCGGAUGGAUCCACAUCAGACUGUGAUACACACAUAUAAUCAGCAUCCAGUUCGAUGAAUGUUUGAGGCUUUCAACAUGACUUUUGAUAAGAAAGAUCUCGAAUAUCAGCCGAAUAUGAAAUGAAAUAAUGUAUAUAUAAGCUGUUUUCAUUGAUGCCAUCAAUCCUAUUGGUUAUGUAUGUGAUGAUCAGGAACAAACACUACGUGUCAAUACAUCCAUAUCAGAACACUCUCUUUUGUGUAAAUCCAGCUUCAAGUUCUCCAAGUUAUCUGCAAUAAUGUCCUGAACUAUAUACGCUGAUAUCAGGUCCUGAGUGCACACCCACUAUCAAGUCUCAUCAGUGCGUGAGCUGCAUUGAAAGACGCUGAUGGAUUCAGAUAGAUAACCUCAAUCCAAGUUACUCCUGCACUUGAUUUUUAAAGAGCUGGACACGCUCAAGCAGUUAUUUUUACGACCUUUACAUCUUUCGUUCAGUUAUUUGAGAAAUGACCUCCAAACAUCAGUCGAAUGCAAAGUACUUCAAUAAUCAAUUCUAUUAUCAGACCUGAGAUGCGAUGAAGACGUGACAGUAACCAAUAGGAUUGAAGGUCCUGACUGUGACACGAGACUGGAGUCUGUUUUGGAGCUCCUCUCUCUUCAUGUUGUUUUUAAUCCUGCCUUCUUCCUCUCGAUAUCGUCACACUUAUUUAAACUGCACUUCCUGUUUUGAGACUUCUCCUAAAGGCACGGCUGUCCUCUUUGAUUUACUCCAGGUGUCGAGCAAUGAACCAAAGUCUUUCGAGGUUUGUCAUCACCGCCUGUGAUAACGUGUUUCUGCGUGAGGACUAAGGUGAAUCUGUUUUAUGAGUCACAUCCUGCUGAAGCUCUGAAACACUGACAGGGAUGUUCGGAGAGUUUAGUCCUCCUGGUAUGACUUGUUGUACUCCUGAAUGUUUGGCACAUACUGAUGUUUGAGGUCUUAAUGAGAUAAACUGUGAAGCACCAAUAGAGGAAAGAAACCAAUCACAUGUGAAUGCUCUUCCUUCGUGUGUCUCUUAAAGUGCUUUACUGGAACAGUCAUGAGCCUGUGGGAAGUUUUGAAUGUAUCAGUCGGAGGUUUGGUGGUUUAUACCUCAACUGUGAGUGUUUGGUUUGGUCCUCUUCCGCCUGCCUUCUGUUUGUCUUUUAGAUCAGCUUGCAAUCGCACAAAUCAUCACAGCUUUGUUCACCACUGUUCACUGUUAUUUGCAAGAAAUGUGCAUGAAACGUUAUGAAGUUCUAGUUGAGAUUCUCCAGACAUGACGUCCUGAAUUUACAUUUAAGAUGGCCUAAUCAAACUGUGUUUAAAAAAUUUGAGAUUUAAAAUUGUCAACACAAGGGACCCAAAUCCAGAUUUCCUGCAGAAGUUGCUUUUGCUUGGACUUAAGCUUGAAAUGAUGUAAAAGUGCAUUUAAAAAACGAGCAUUUGAAAGUGGUUUCUUGUCGUCUUGUUUGCUUGGGUUUCGUUCGAACCGAUGUAAAACAAAAGUCCACACAAAGACCAAGAUAAACCCAAAUUUAGAUUAUUCAGGAGUUCAGUUUUCUUUGACUUUAGUUUAAAUUAUAUAAAGAUAUAUAGAUUGGAAACAGUCUGACCGAACGGCAUUUGAAAGUUGUUUCUUGUCAUCUUGCUUGAGUUUUUGUUCAAAUCGGAAAAAAACAAAACUCAGAGCAAAGACGAGAACAAACCCAAAUCCAGAUUAUUCGCAAGAAGUGAAUUUUCUUUGACUUUGAAUACUCUGAAUGUGGAUUAGAGUUAAAAUCCUCCUGACAAACUGGAAUUGGGCGUACCAAACUCCAUUUAUAAAACAAUAGUGUUACAGUUUUCAACUCUAAGAACAGAAUGGCCCCAAAUCCAGUUGAAUUUUCUUUGCCUUAAGCUUAAAAUCAUGUAAAGUGUAUUUGCAUUAUGCAUUUUAAAAAACAAUCAUUUCAAAGUAGUUUCUCGUCAUCUUGCUUGGGUUUUGUUAAAACCUACAUAAAAAUGUCAAUGAAAAGACCAGAAUAAACCAAAAUCCAGAUUAUGCAUAAGAGUUGAAUUUUCUCAGCCUUUUGCUGACAAAUUAGGAUUGGUCCAAACAAACUCCAUUUAAAAACGACAACUAAAAGUAGAAUGGACCCAAAUCCAGUUAAAUGUUUUUCUUUGAGUUAAGCUUAAAAUGAUGUUAAGAGUAUCUGCGUUAAGAUCAAAAACAGUCUAACUAGACUGCAUUUACAAAACAAGCCUUUGAAAGUAGUUUCUUAUCGUCUUGCUCAAGUUUCCUUCAAACCGAAACACAAAAGUGAAAAAACAGAAUAAACCCAAAUCCAGAUUGUUCUUUGACUUGAAUACUCUGAAUGUGGAUCAAAGUUAAGAUUCUCCUGACGAAUCCGAAUUGGUAGAACCAAUCCCCAUUAAAAAAAACUGCAUUUUAAGAGUUGUUUGCUUGUAGUCUUGCAAACAAAUCAACAUUAUUCACUGUCGUUAAUUCUGCCCAUUUCAGCUCAUUAAACAGAAAAUAUCAUCACUGAAUGUAGUUAACUCGUAACUAAACACCUGAAAUCGUACAACCCUUUUCUCUGCAGCUGAAUCAAACAUGCAUUUCUUUGUGAACAGUUGAAGGGACCUGCUGAUCAUGCUGCUCAGUCGUACACUCAGAGUUAAUAUCAGACGCUUGCAGCGGCGUCCUCAGAUGAUCUCUGAGUGAGUUUCUCUUGACAGGAGCUGAGCUGACUGCUGCUUUGAGUCCUCUGCUGAACUCGUCUGUUCUUACAGAAAGGUACAGGUACUUUGCUUUUUUGGUACAGAAAGCGAUAUAUGCAUAGAGGAGUUGAAGAAGUUUUACUGCUUUGCCGGAACCUCACCUUCAUGGUACCUUCAUAUAAAAGUCAGUUUUGCUCCUUCCUGCUACAUCUAUAAACCAACACAGCAGGCUGCUUGUAAACACAGAUACAUUUAAGAUUAAAGCACCAGGUAUCUGACGAAGCUUAGUCUUCACACCACUGAGAGUGAAUAUUUAUGUGACUUUGUGCCUCAAAUCUCAGCACUAAGGCCUUUGUUACUAGUUUCUUAUUCCUAAUAGUUUGAAUGAUUAAAAGACUAAUUCAUAUUUAUUGUACAAAGUCAAGAGGUCUGCAUCUUUAUGUGUGAAUUUAUUCCCCUGGAAAAGGGGGCGUGGCCUUGGUGAUUGGGGCUUGAUGAUGUCACAGUUCUGAUGAUUUAAAAGUCAGCUUGUAGAGGAAUAGAUGAUGAGGAAGAGGCUGAGGACACGUUGAGGUACAAUGGAGACGUAGACCUCAGGUUGGAGAUGUUUGGACAGAAUGUGAAUCGGCUUUAGGGACAUUUCUACGAGCACAUUCAAUAUAUAUAGAAAUAAAUCUUUGUCUGUCGUCCAUUUUUAUGACACAUCUCUAAGACAAUGAUGUUUGCUUCCUGUGACCCCAAAGUGCUUCAGUUUGCUUCAAACAGACUCCAUGUGGGUUAACCAGGUUUGAAAAGGUCUAGAAAGACCCAAGUUCAGUUUAUUUUUAUUUACAUUGGGCUUCUGGUUUCUAAACAGACGAGCGCUUUGUUUGAAGCACACUGACCCCCCUCUUGUUCUUUAGUUUGGGGCUGAAGGUUUAUAUCUCUGACCCCUGAAUUACUGUAUCUAAUACUGUUUUCUUCUCUUCUUAAACUUUCUCUUUAUUCAAUCAGCUCAUCAAUAACUUACUCUAUAUAACAAUGAUUUUGUUCUGCAUUUAAUUCAUGUAAAAGAAAAUUGAUUAUAAUUUAAUAUCUUAAGAUUUUAUGUUGCAUUUAAAGGAAAGUAAGACUAAAGUGUGUGUCUGACAGAGCUGUAAAUGGGCCCUAUGAAUCUGUGGGUAAUGUUCUGCAGGCAACAGCUAAAGGGACUCAAUGUGUGAAUGUAAUUUUAUAAAGAAAUAAAGCGUUUUAAGCUAAAUUGAAAA
Messenger RNA from Notolabrus celidotus (New Zealand spotty), 5263 nucleotides. It is a transcript of the gene ap1s1, whose product is annotated as adaptor related protein complex 1 subunit sigma 1. The transcript is spliced from 5 exons. Gene Ontology annotation, cellular component: membrane coat; AP-1 adaptor complex; intracellular membrane-bounded organelle. The record is from RefSeq and is a predicted model, not a curated record. NCBI's taxonomy places the organism in Eukaryota, Metazoa, Chordata, Actinopteri, Labriformes, Labridae. Gene Ontology annotation, biological process: intracellular protein transport; vesicle-mediated transport. The coding region runs from base 199 to 675 and encodes 158 amino acids. Gene Ontology annotation, molecular function: clathrin-cargo adaptor activity.